AUGGUAUUUGUCACGCUCAAGUACAUUGUCAUUGGAGAUUCAGAGGUUGGUAAGUCAUCGUUACUACUACAGUUGACUGAACAGCAUUUCCAGCCUAUCCACGACUUGACCAUCGGUGUUGAGUUUGGGGCCAAGUUGCUAGAGGUGGACGGCCGCAAGGUGAAACUAGAGAUCUGGGAUACAGCUGGACAGGAAACCUUCCUGUCUAUCACUCGUAGCUAUUACCGUGGAGCGGACGGCGCACUGCUCGUGUACGAUGUGGGUCGGAGAGAAAGUUUUGAACACCUCGGCCGUUGGCUCCAGGAAUGCCACCAAAACUGCCACAACGACGAAAUAGAGAUCAUGGUCGUCGGUAUGAAGUGUGACGUAGAGGACAGAGAACGAGAAGUGACAGAGGAAGACGGACGCAAGUGGGCUGCUGACCAUGGACUCUUCUUCAUCGAGGCUUCGGCCAAGACGGCGCUUAACGUCGAGCAGGCCUUCACACUAAUAGCUACAACGAUUCUGCGCAAGUUUGACGAUUCUACCUACCAGAUCCGGAAAUCGUCGGGUCCUAGUCGAGUGUGUAUCGAUACCGCUUUGGACGGACCACAGACAAAGUCCGACUGCUGCGGUGGGUAG
Peronospora belbahrii is the source of this 621-nucleotide messenger RNA. NCBI's taxonomy places the organism in Eukaryota, Oomycota, Peronosporomycetes, Peronosporales, Peronosporaceae. The record is from the annotation of a GenBank genome assembly.